CGUCCUUUCGGGGAUUUUUCACCUGCGGAAGCACUCUCCAUCUCACACAUCAGCUCGCUCUCUCUCUCCCCUCGCCAAUCAAACCUACCGCCCCCAUUCCUCUCGCCUCUCCCCUCUCCCCUCUCUCUGCGCGUUUCAUUGUUAGGGUUUCUCAUCUUUCUUCUGAAAAUCAAAGAAUCAGAGGUCUUAUCUCUUCAAAACCCUAAUCAAUUUUGGCACUUUGAUUACCAACAAUUUGGAAAACUUUCUAUUACACCUCUCAAAUUGUCUACCAAAUUUAGCCAUGGACGCUGAUUCUUGGAGUGCUCGUCUCUCUUCUGCAUCAAAGAGCUAUAAAUCGGCCCUUCAAUCUCGAUCUGAUAUGUUCAUGGGGUUUGAAGAAAUCGAUGGAGAUGAUGAUAUAAGGGAGGAGUUUCCUUGCCCUUUUUGUUCAGAGUAUUACGAUAUUGUUGGAUUGUGUUGUCAUAUCGAUGAUGAGCAUCCUGUAGAGGCGAGGAAUGGGGUGUGUCCAGUUUGUGCCAUGAGGGUGGGGGUCGACAUGGUUGCACAUAUAACCUUGCAACAUGGAAGCAUAUUUAAGAUGCAACGCAAGAGGAAAUUUCGUAAAGGUGGAUCCCAUUCGACGCUUUCUUUGUUGAGGAGGGAAUUGAGGGAAGGAAAUCUGCAGUCCCUUUUUGGAGGGUCUUCCUGUAUAGUUACUUCAACCAACGCGGCACCGGAUCCAUUGUUGUCAUCAUUUAUUCUGCCUAUGGCUGAUGAUUUUGGGAAUGUUCAGCCACACUCUUCGGCUAAAACAGUCUCAGCGAAGAAAAACACGACUGAGAAUGUAUCAGAAAGGAUUGUCCAAUCUGCUCCAUUGUCGAUUGAGGAUCAGAGGGAGAAGACCAGGAGAUCCGAGUUUGCUCAAGGUCUGUUGAUGUCCACCAUUCUCGAUGACGACUUAUGAAGAAGGUCCUAUUGUGGCUGCUCUGCUGCUGCUGCUGCUGUGGCUGUGGCUGUGGAAUGGAAUUUCAAAAUUACAGCAAGGGCUGCAUGAGCAGUGCUUUGUUUGUAGUGAGCAUGUUUCUGUAUUAAAUAAGCUGUAGUAAUAAAUGAAUGUAAUUUAUGUGUUGCCUGUGGAAUUUAGUAGCUAGGCGAAAUCAAGACUCGUGCAUUCUACUCUAUUCUAAAUUCAUGCUAUAUUGAUUAAAAAAAAUGCGAACAUAUUCAUAUGUCGCUCUCCUAUUUAACUCA
This is a messenger RNA of Camellia sinensis, 1233 nucleotides long. Its product is annotated as protein DEHYDRATION-INDUCED 19 homolog 3. NCBI's taxonomy places the organism in Eukaryota, Viridiplantae, Streptophyta, Magnoliopsida, Ericales, Theaceae. The record is from RefSeq and is a predicted model, not a curated record.